Marchantia polymorpha subsp. ruderalis is the source of this 2446-nucleotide messenger RNA. The record is from the annotation of a GenBank genome assembly. NCBI's taxonomy places the organism in Eukaryota, Viridiplantae, Streptophyta, Marchantiopsida, Marchantiales, Marchantiaceae.
UGAUGCUCAGCAAGGCCCGAAGUGGCCGAUGCAGCGGCAGGCGAGGGAAGGGGCUCGUCGUGUGAUCUGAAUCUCUAGCGCUGGGCUUUUUAUCCUUUCCUUUCACUCGCAGGUAAAGCGAAGGAGCAGCAGCAAGAGCACGUAGCUCGCGUUCUGUGAUCGAGGCUGCGGAGCUGGUGGUCUCAUCGAUCUGCGCAGUGUUUCUAAGGCUGACUCUUUGUCGGCAUUUGUGGAGGAGCAGCUCUGUUGGCUGGCUGGACCCGCGACAGGCGACAGGCGAGAGAGAGAGAGAGAGAGCGAGCGCCUUUGCUUCGCCAUACCCCCGACCUCUCUCUGGAGGAGUCGAGGCUUGCGGCUGCAUUGGUGAGCCGACCACUUUGUCUGCCGUCGAGGAAAUGGAAUAAUUGGAGCUCGGGGGUCGAUUCGAGAUCGCUCGUUCGAAGGUUUGAGACAGCUGCAUUGGGAGGAGGUGUGCACCGGAGAGCACAAUGGCCAAUUUUGAUGACCUGGAGCUCAUUCUCGACUCGAAUGUGGAGAGAGCUAGUGGAGGCGGAGUUGCGGAACAUUUUGAAUUUGAGAAACCCUUGCAGUCGAAUGGAUGCUCUUCGCAUUUGCGAGAGCGAGUGAACACUGCCGAAACUGGUAGUGGCGACGGUGAAGAAGAAAUCGUCGUUGCUUCCAGAGAUGAUUUGGACAGCUCAAAGCCCUUCAUGGUACCAGGCGCUGCUUCUCUGACUAUGGCUAUGGGGUCUCUUCUGUCUUUGUCUCACGUCUCUCCUCCUGUUCACAGGUUGGGGUUUGCACCAUCCAAGAAAGUUUUAAAGACAGAUACGUCUGCCAAAAAGACCAUAAAUUCUUCUCCUGUGGUAGGUGCCUCUCAGAUGGAUGUGUCUAUGGGCUCUUCUAUCACGAAAACAGUGAAGAAAUCUGUGGGCUCAAUUUCUCCAUUUCCUGACUACCAAAGGUUGCAUGGCAGUCAGUUCGGAGAACCUAGGAACCCAGCAGGUUUGAGGAAAGCCACAAUCGUAUGGUUCAGGAAUGAUCUUCGAGUUCACGACAACGAAGCUCUUGUGCAAGCUAGUAAUGACAGUAUGUCAAUCGUGCCUGUAUACUGCUUUGAUCCUCGAGAUUACGGGAAGUCCUCUUCUGGGUUUGACAAGACUGGUCCUUACAGAGCUAAGUUUCUGCUAGAAUGUGUAUCCAAUUUGAGGGACAAUCUGAGGGAGAGGGGCUCUGAAUUGAUUGUCAGAAUUGGUAGGCCAGAAGAAGUUCUCGUGUCCUUGGCCAAAACCGUAGGUGCCGAUGCAUUAUACGCGCACCUGGAAGUAGCCCACGAAGAGAUGAACGCUGAGGAGAAAGUUUCAGCUGCCUUGAAAGAGGAGGGAGUGGAGUCCAAGUAUUUCUGGGGAAGUACUUUGUUCCAUGUGGACGACCUUCCUUUCAAGUUGGAGGAUAUGCCCUCCAAUUACGGUGGAUUUCGCGACAAUGUGCAGGGUGUCGAAGUUCGUGCAACGAUUGAGGCUCCUAAGCAUCUGAAGGGCCUUCCGGUUGGGGGCAGUGUGAAGGCAGGCGAGAUUCCCUCUCUACAAGAACUGGGGUUAAAUCCCAGCGCUAUUAAUCGGCCGGAAACUCCCGUUUCUGGUGCGCGUCCCGGUUUUAGUGGGAAUGAACCGAGUGAUGGGGAGUUGGCUCUGAACCUUGCCCUUAGCCUCGCCAAAGAUUUUCCUCAAGAAGAAGACGAAGAUGAAAAGCAUACGGCUUAUGGAGGAGCUUUAUUGAUAGGAGGUGAAAAUGAAGCUCUACAGAGACUCAGGAGCUUUGUAGUGGAGGCUUCUAGUCUGUCUGAAACGAAGAGUCGUACAGCUGAUAAGGCAGGAGAAAGUUUGUAUGGCGCGAAUUUUUCAUGCAAGAUCUCGCCUUGGCUAGCCAUGGGCUGUCUCUCACCACGCCGCAUGUUUGAGGACCUCCACCAAAGCAAUAAGAAGGUUGCUCCCGCCUCAGCAGCGAAGUGUGGAGUUACGGAUGAUAAUGGACUGAAUUGGCUUGUCUUUGAGUUGCUGUGGAGAGAUUUUUUCAGAUUUAUAACCAAGAAGUUCGGUGCCGGCAAGAAAAGCUCCACUCCAGCAACAGCGUGUACUGGCGCUCUCUCACCGGCUUGACAUUUUGAUCAUGUCAAUCUUAGCGUCUCUUGAUCUGUUGAGUAGCCAAUCCGGGACUUUCGUACAAUUGGGAGAGCUGAUACUCAUGUAAGAAAGUAAUGUGUUAUCUUCAGAACACAUCAAGACCAGCAGGUGGAUGAUGAAAAGAUUUAGAUUGCAGAAGGACUUAGUCCCCAUUUUGACUGUGCCCUGUUUUUCAACUGACCAAAUUGUUAAUAAACAAACAUAGUAUAUCACAAGUAGCAGCCAAUGUUCCCAACACCAUCACUCUUGUCCUGAGAUACCCG